AUGAGCACAUUUCGAAUGGCUCAAGCUCGCAUCACUGGUAGGAAGUCCAAUAAGGACAAAAGUUUCUCGUCCAAAGGUAAGAUAGAGAAAUAUAAUCAAGAUGGCACUGAAACAAUUAUUGUGAUGGGUCGGCCAUUUCGUGUGCUACAAAACAUUGGUGCCAGUGAGAAUCAUAUCUCAAGUCAUAAGGAACGAGAUCACAAGUUUGCUAAGCAUCUUCGUUCCUUUGUGUUCCUUGUAGAGAACACGGAGAAUUUAUCUGAAUUUCCGCGUCAUUUUGCUUUGAAACGGUCCUUCUUUAAUGUCAACGAGGUGUUACUGGCGCAUAGGGAACCGGAGGUGCUCGCACGUGUGAGUGACAAGAAUAUCGUGCGGGUGUUUCACACAGAGGUGACACGAAGUGAUGGCAAACUGGGCGUUACAGUCGCAAUGGAGUACUGCAGCAACAAUUUAUACCGCCAACUUCGUCCUGAUACCCGAGUGCCGGAGGGGGAGAUUGUGCAGGUGCUUUUGGGCAUCACAAGCGCCGUGGGGUACCUGCACUCACGUCAACCACCUAUUGCUCAUCGUGAUAUUUGCCCGGAGAAUAUUUUGAUUCAUUCCGGCUCAACAGGGGCCGCAUCCUACCGUCUAUGCAACUUUAGUUCCGCAACGACGGAGGCGUACCACUGCGCCAACCGUGAAGAGGUGGCGAUGGCGGUGGAAGACAUUGAGCGCAACACGUCGCCGGGGUAUCGUGCACCCGAGAUGGCAGACCCGGGCAGCGGUAAACGCAUUGAUGAACGUGUGGAUCUUUGGUCCAUUGGUGUGUUGCUGUACUACAUGAUGUAUCUUCGACUCCCCUUUGGGGAGACAAACAUGGGUCUGACCGGACGGCUUAAACUACGAUUUCCUGCGGGAACAGAAAUGUGGUAUACCGGAUCUUUGCGUGUGGUCCUGGCGCACCUGCUUGAGCCGGAUCCGGACAAGCGGUGGGACAUAUUUGCCCUGACAAAUUUCUUGCGCUUUGACGAUGAAAUCGGCAAACACAUUGGGACCUUCUUUUUUGCCCAGACAGAGUGGCCAGACGGGUGGGAACAGCAGGAUGUCAAGGUGGUUAACCGCCAGGUACCUCGCAAGGCACCGCCCAUACGUGUGAACACCCCGAAGCAUGCGGACAACACCAAAAAUGCUACAGAUGCCGGCACGAAAAAUCGAAUGCAGGCCUCCUCAGAGAUGGAAAGGGGAUCCUCGAUGGGCGGUGACGUGGGGGAGUUGGACGCGGCGGCACUCGCGGCAUUAGGCCUGGAUGGCGACAGCAAAGACCCUGAGAUGCGGAAGUACUAUAAAAUGCUCAUUCAGGAGCAAGAGGAUGCCUGGAGAAUGGCGAAGUCCGCCAGCCAAGCCUCUGCAAAAAAUAAAAGUGGGGAUACCACAAAUGUAAACAAUCGCCAAGCUCAAGAGACGAGGGAAGAGAAACAACGAGAAGAGGAGCCGCCAAAGCAGAUACAGGAUAAUCCACCGAAUGACAAUACGCCUAAUCUAUUUGAUGAUUUAUUUGCUCCGUCUCCGGCAGCUCAAGCUUCAUCCGGUAGCCUCCAGGCCCCUUCUCAGCCAACCGUGUCACGGAAUCCGGUAACGGGUGGACAAAAUUGGCCGGACUCGCUUUUCAGCGGCGUGCCACCGUCACAACCGUUGUCGCAGCAACAGCCACCACUGCACGCACAAAAUUCGUAUGACAUGAUGAUGGACAGCGGCUGGGGAACCGGGGCACCGACAAUGGCACCGGUUGGUGGUGCGUAUGAUGUUGGAGCGAUGUACGCUGGAACACAGAUGGCUACGGCGCCAACGUUCUCCAUGCCCCCACACCCACCCCUACAACAGAUCACUCCCUCAUGGGGAAUUAGCGCACCUCCUGGGCCACAGUCAACACCUAUGCAACAACAACAACAACAACAGCCUUUUAAUCAUCAGACCACAAUGGACUUUGCACAAGGAAGCCUCCCAACAGCAGUCCCGGCUGAGCCGAAGCCGGAGGCAAAGAAAGAUCCCUUUGCGGAUCUCUUCUUGUAG
Trypanosoma cruzi is the source of this 2052-nucleotide messenger RNA. RefSeq names its product protein kinase, putative. The transcript has a single exon. Gene Ontology annotation, cellular component: cytoplasm. The record is from RefSeq and is a predicted model, not a curated record. NCBI's taxonomy places the organism in Eukaryota, Euglenozoa, Kinetoplastea, Trypanosomatida, Trypanosomatidae. Bases 1 to 2052 code for a protein of 683 amino acids. Gene Ontology annotation, molecular function: ATP binding; protein serine/threonine kinase activity. Gene Ontology annotation, biological process: protein phosphorylation.